AUUCAAUCUUAUAUAAAUCGCGUCCAUGUCUCAUCAAAGUGGCAUUCAAGUUUCUGAGGAACUUUCCAAACUUUUUGCUGAUGCCGUAUCCAGCGGAAGUUCUCGCAUCAUUCGUGUCUCUAUCGAACAUGAGUCUCUUGUUCCCAACGGCACCUUGGCUGUUAAGGAUGGAUUCGAAGAAGACUAUAAGAAUAAUAUCGAACAAUAUCUCGAUACAACCACACCGGCAUAUAUCUUUGUCCGACUGGAUGAAAAGACUUCCACCAACGAAUACAAGUGGUUGUUCCUUUGUUAUGUACCCGAUCAUGCCAAAGUCCGCGAUAAAAUGUUGUACGCUUCUACCAGAGCCACUUUGACAAGGGAAUUGGGUGAUUAUAGAUUUGUAGAUAGUAUUUAUGGAACUGAGAAGUCAGAGUUUACUUGGGAAGGAUACAAGAAACAUCUUGCUCAUAAAGCUGCAGAAGCCCCUUUAACUAGACGUGAGCAAGAGUUGGUAGAGGUAAAGGCCGCAGAGGCUCAAACUGUUUCCGAUUAUCAAGGUACUACCACACGCAAGUCAUUUACUCCAGGAAUUGCUUUUCCUUUAACAGAAAAGGCUGUCGAGGCUCUUUCUCAUCUUGCUAAGGAGGAUCGCUCCUUCAAUUUUGUUUCGUUGCAUUUGGAUAACGAAAAGAUCGAUUUAGAUAAAACCGCACAGGUGUCUACAAAUGAGUUAAAAUCAACUAUUACAGAUAAUGCCCCACGCUUUACUUUUUAUGUUUAUAAAAGUAGUGCAUCCGAAAAGGAAUCACUUGUCUUUAUUUACACAUGUCCCUCUUCAUCUAAAAUUAGAGAACGCAUGUUGUAUUCAUCUUCAAAGGCAGGUGUUAUAACAGCAGCAGAAAGUGAAGCUUCUAUCAAAAUUGUCAAAAAGUUUGAAACAAGUGAUUUAAGUGAUUUAACUGCAGAUUAUUUCGCAGAGGAGUUAGAUACAGCUCAAGAAAGCAGUACAGUCGGCGAACGUAUCCAACUAUUGGGCGGUAGCAAAGGUGGAUUUAAAAGACCCGUAGCUCCCGGAAGAAGAAGACCCACACACGCCUAAGAAUAAAAAAUCACACGCCUUCCCCAGUUGAAUUUUUCUUUUUUUGGCAUUUAAUAAAAAAAAGCCAUCCAACCAAAUGUCAAUAGGGUAACACGCGGCCAAUUUUUAUUAAACAUUCCAGCAAAAACAUAUGCGCAAAAUAUGCUAUUACAUUGGCUGACAAUGAUGAAAUAAAGGGAGACACUACUGAGAAACUAAGCCCCGCACUUGCUUGCU
Mucor mucedo is the source of this 1297-nucleotide messenger RNA. RefSeq lists its product as uncharacterized. Lineage: Eukaryota; Fungi; Mucoromycota; Mucoromycetes; Mucorales; Mucoraceae. Gene Ontology annotation, biological process: actin filament depolymerization; barbed-end actin filament capping. The record is from RefSeq and is a predicted model, not a curated record. Bases 26 to 1081 code for a protein of 351 amino acids. Gene Ontology annotation, cellular component: cytoplasm; actin filament. Gene Ontology annotation, molecular function: actin filament binding; actin monomer binding. The transcript has 8 exons.